CUUCGACAACAAUCGAUUCUACGCGCGGCAGGCACCAUCAUGGCGAGCGCAAACUUGACCCUAGACGAAGCGAAGGCUUACCUGAAGGAAGAACGAGGCGGAGUCAACUUGUACGACCACUUGUCCGAAGUACUCCUCAAGUUGCUAAUCGACCGCCCGAUCGACGCCACUACCAUGUUCGAGCAUUUGUCGUGCACAGUACGCCAGGAACGGUACUACCGCACGGAGUCGCCAAACAACAGCGAAGCGGCCGCGGAUACAGAAGCUAAAUCCGCCCAAGAGGCGUGGACCAAAGCCGCCAUCGGACUUCUCAAGAUUCAAACGGAAGAUGGAGAAAUUGCCCAAGACACACCCACCGGCGUGUCGGACCUGUUGGACGAAGCAAACAUGUUUGAGUGGGCGGGUAUUGGGUUUUCGAAAGCUGAAACAUUCCGACUGUCGCUGGCGCUCCAAAAGUUGGCAAGUGUACAUGGCACAACGAAAUUGCGUUUCUGGGGCAAAAUUCUUGGCACCACUGCGGAUUUUUACGUUGCUGAAGGCGAACUUCCAGAGCCGUACGAGCCCGAAGAUGCAGCUGCUGAAGAAGGGGCGAACGGAGUAAACAAGAACACAUACUGGAUCAUGAAAGACGACGGGUCGUAUCAAUGGACCAAGUUGCCCCAUGCCCGUCGAAAUCAAAUCAUUGCGGCGCGGGCACUUCGCCGUUUUGUCCACGGGGACUUAGACGGAAAAGUGCACGGCCAUCCUCCGUUUCCAGGCACGGAGAAGAAUUUCAUCCGCGCGCAAAUUGCUCGAAUCAAUGCGGGCACAGUUCUGUGCCCCGCUGGCUUUUUCACAGUGUCAGAAGAAGGGGAGCUGGAAGUGCCGGAAGAGGCCCCCGAGCCAAAAACUGCCGCAGAGCUAGGUGAUCUAAGCAAUUGGGUUCACUAUACGAAAGAACUCAACGAGAAAUACGGCCGGUCGACACCCAUGCCUCCGAACACCAACGACGACGGCGAAGAAGUCCCGUGGGAAGGCGAGGAAUUUGCCGAACCCCUACGGGCCAUUUCGGAAGACAAGCCGGGGUCGUGGCGAGUCGACCGACUGCCGUCUACUACGUCGGCUGCGGUGGGCGAAUUGGCGAUUGCGAGAUCGCUGACGUGGCCCGGGGCCGUCAGCAUUGGCGUAGGCAAGAAGUUCCUGAACGUGUACGUGGGGUAUGGGCUCAAGGCAAAGUUUGGCGUGGACUACCAGAUUCAGUUGCCACGAAAGCUCGCCAUUGACUUUGGCAUUGCCCCCGAAGGCGACACCAACAUCCUCAAGUUUACAAAUUUGGUCGAACAGGCAGAUGUGCUUGUGGACCCGACGCCGCCUGAAGAAGGAACCGAAGAGUAGGGUUCAUAUGGUUGGAUGCGCGUAAUACACUUCAUGUUCCAUCAUCACACGUAAAAUGGGACGACCGCAGCACAGUCGAGUGUACAACUUGUAUGGUUGAAACUAUCAACAUAGCGCUCGCUGCCUGCUGCAGAUUGUAGCCCUAUUGGCGACGAUUGCAGCGUCAAGAUGGUGUGGACAAACAAUCGCAGUCUUGUCGCACUUGCGCAUUGUAAAACCGAGUCAUUCCUCUAUCAUGGUUGUUUCAGAUUGCCCGAACGCGCUGGUGCCAUCACUUGACUGUGACCUUGCCAGGCACAAGAACGACGCCUCCAGUCGACACAAAUGCUAUCGUACCAUCAAAACACGUGCUCCAUGGUUCGACAACAGCACAGUCAUCGAGAACAACGGGCACGCCCCCCAGGUGAGGGCUCGUCCAGAUUUAUGUGGACGGCGCACCUGGCUAUCGUUCGAUUCUCCCCGUAGAA
This is a messenger RNA of Aphanomyces invadans, 1841 nucleotides long. RefSeq lists its product as hypothetical. NCBI's taxonomy places the organism in Eukaryota, Oomycota, Saprolegniomycetes, Saprolegniales, Verrucalvaceae. Gene Ontology annotation, cellular component: radial spoke; axoneme. Gene Ontology annotation, biological process: cilium assembly; cilium movement involved in cell motility; axoneme assembly. The record is from RefSeq and is a predicted model, not a curated record. The transcript has 5 exons. Bases 40 to 1374 code for a protein of 444 amino acids.